UCGACGGAUCAAUAUUCCUUUAUGGCCAAUAUACUUAUUUCUCAUAGGUACCUGAUACUGAACUAUUACUGUUGAUUUUCUCUAGAGUCAUUUAACAAUUAUAAGUUAUAACUAUAAGUAUUAUUAUUAUAGUAGUAUAUCAGUAUCGUAAUUUCAGGAUUCAAAUUUUAACGAUAUUUUUAUAGACGACUAAAAUGUGUAGAACAUUUUAAUAUGAUUGAAACAUUAAUAAUUAAGGUGGUACCUACCUAGUAGUUAGUGUACACUGUGUUUUCGUUAAGUUUUAAUCAAACCUAAUUAUCAAAAACAAAUUUUUUGGUUAAGCAUUACACCAUUGAUAUGUCUGAUAAUAAUCUAACACUUGCCACUGAAGUAGAUGAACAAGAACCGGAACUACAGUCAUGGGUGUGUCCCAAUUUUGGAAUAAAAGAUGUAUGGGCUCAUAAUUUAGAAGAAGAAUUUGCAUCAAUUAGAAAACUAUUGCCUAAAUAUUGUUAUGUUGCUAUGGACACUGAAUUUCCUGGAGUCGUAGCACGACCAAUCGGCGAUUUCAAGACGGCUGCUGAUUAUUUAUAUCAGUUGUUACGAUGCAAUGUUGAUCUUUUGAGAAUCAUUCAAUUAGGGCUUUCAUUUUUUGAUGAAGAUGGCAGGACACCCACUGACCAAUAUACAACAUGGCAGUUCAAUUUUAAAUUUAAUUUGUCAGAAGACAUGUAUGCUCAAGAUAGUAUAGAAUUAUUGACAAAUUCCAGAAUACAAUUCAAAAAUCAUGAAGAGAAUGGAAUUGAACCGAUAGUUUUUGCUGAAUUCAUAAUAACAUCUGGCUUAGUAUUGAUGGAUAAUUUAAAGUGGAUGACAUUCCACAGUAGUUUUGAUUUUGGUUACUUGGUUAAAGUGUUAACUGAUGAAAAACUUCCACAGGAAGAGUCUGAGUUCUUUGAGAUGUUUUCUCUGUAUUUCCCCUGUGUGUAUGAUAUCAAAUACCUAAUGAAGAGCUGUAAAAAUUUAAAGGGUGGUCUGCAAGAAGUGGCUGAUCAACUGGAAUUGAAGCGUAUUGGGCCUCAACAUCAGGCUGGUAGCGAUUCCUUAUUAACAGGCAUGGCCUUUUUUAAAAUCAGAGAUAUGUACUUUGAAGGAAUGAUCGACAGUAAAAAAUACUGUGGUCAUUUAUACGGCUUGGGUAUUACCACUUUGAACAAUGGUCAAUUUCGAUAUGAUAAUGAAGGGCCAUUUAAUUUGUAAAUGAAACUUAUAUAUUUUGUUCCUUUAGUCAUUGUUUUUUUUUUUUAUAUAUAUCUAUAAUAAUAAUAUUAAUAUUGUUAAUUUCAAAUUGAAAUAUCCAAGUUAAAAUAUUUUGUCUGCUAUUUAUUUAUUUUGUAUAAGUUUUGUAUUCACCAAUUAUGAACAAAGUUAGAAAAAUUAUUGAAAUAUCUUUAGUUUAGAAUAAUUAUAUUAGAAAAAAAAAAUGAAAAUGGUAAAUUUAAUACCUUUAUACUU
Molecule: messenger RNA, 1497 nt
Organism: Rhopalosiphum padi (bird cherry-oat aphid)
Lineage: Eukaryota; Metazoa; Arthropoda; Insecta; Hemiptera; Aphididae
Product: CCR4-NOT transcription complex subunit 7-like
Exons: 3
Coding region: 340-1242 (300 amino acids)
Cellular component (GO): CCR4-NOT complex; CCR4-NOT core complex; P-body
Molecular function (GO): poly(A)-specific ribonuclease activity; nucleic acid binding
Source: RefSeq, a predicted model, not a curated record